GCUCAAAUCAGAAAACCACUACAUGGAUACCAAGCUUUUCGUUCUCUUUCUAUUAACUGCCUCCACUUCCCAGCUCUUUCUCUCACAAUUCGCUUUCGCGGACACAGGCAUUCUCGACAGUGAAGAAGCUAAGACAUUGAAAGAAAUAGCGAGGAAAAUAGGGAAGAAUGAUUGGUACCUUGAAAGAGAGGAUCCUUGCAGUGGGAAAAGGCAGUUUAAUGCGUCUGAUGACAGCACCAACUUUGAGAGCAUUGUGGUCUGUAAAUGUAACAAGUCUUCUUGCCAUGUCGUAAGCAUAUCCUUGAAGUCUCAGAAUCUUUCUGGUACUAUCCCGCCAGAGUUUUCCAAGCUAAAUCAUCUCGAGAAAUUGACCCUGAAUCUUAACAUCCUCGAUGGUUCUAUACCUAACCAAUGGGCCAGUAUGCAAUUGGUUGACCUCUCGAUUAUGGGGAACAGAUUGUCAGGUCCAUUCCCCACAGUUCUCACGAACAUCACGACUCUCCAGAGCCUGACUAUUGAAGGAAAUCUAUUUUCCGGUCCCAUUCCACCGGAUAUUGGAAAGUUGGUCAAGUUAGAAAAACUACAUCUGUCGUCAAAUGCAUUUACUGGAGAAUUGCCAGUUGAACUUUCGAAGUUGAAGAAUUUGACUGAUUUGAGGAUAAGUGACAAUAACCUCUCUGGGAGGAUUCCUGAUUUUGUUAGUAACUGGACAUUAAUUAAAACGCUGCACAUGGAGGGUUGUUCUCUCGAGGGGCCCAUACCUUCAAGCAUUUCAGCCUUGACAAGCUUAAGUGAUUUGAGGAUAACUGACCUAAAAGGUGGAGCCUCUGAUUUCCCAUCAUUAAGCAAGAUGAAAUCCUUGAAGAAAUUGAUAUUGAGGAACUGUAUGAUUAAAGGGGAGAUCCCAGAAGAUAUUGGGAAAAUGGAAAACCUGACAACCUUAGAUUUGAGUUUCAAUAACUUGACUGGAAAGAUACCAGAUACUUUUGCUCAACUUGGAAGUGUAAAAUUUGUAUAUCUUACUGGGAACAAGCUAGGAGGGACAAUUCCUGACUGGGUCCUUGAAUCAAACAAACAAAUUGAUAUUUCUAAUAAUAACUUUAGCUGGGGUAGCUCAAGUCCAGUUGAAUGCCUGCAAGGGAGUGUAAACAUAAUGGAAUGCUACUCAUCAUCUGUGGACACAGAAAGUAGGGUUAAUCCAUGCCUGAAAAGGAACUUUCCUUGUCCUGCUUCAACCAAGCAAUAUCGUUAUUCAUUGCAUGUUAAUUGUGGUGGUGAGGAAGCAAAUAUCAAUGAUAUAUUAUAUGAAGCUGACGUAGAAAAAAGAGGUGCUGCCGUGUUUUACUCCACCCAGAACUGGGCACUUAGCAGCACAGGGGACUUCAUGGACAAUCAUGAGAACUCUGAUAAUUAUAUUCUGACCAAUACUUCUACACUUCUCAAUGUCUCUGUCAUCGAUUCACAACUGUACACAACAGCUCGCAUGUCUCCUCUUUCUCUCACAUAUUAUGGACUCUGUCUCUUAAAUGGAAACUACACUGUGAAGCUUCACUUUGCAGAGAUUUUGUUCUUGAAUGAUAGAUCAUAUUACAGUCUUGGCAGGCGGAUAUUUGAUGUCUACAUCCAGGGGAAUUUGGUCCUGAAAGACUUCAAUAUAGAGAGUGUAGCUGGUGGUGCUGGUGAGCCUGUUGUGAAGACAUUCAACGCUACAGUCACCCAACAUACCUUGAAAAUUCACUUGUACUGGGCUGGAAAGGGCACAACAGGCAUACCAAAGAGAGGAUAUUAUGGACCUCUAGUGUCUGCUAUAUCAGUGGAUCCUAAUUUUAAACCUCCUAAACCUUCAUCCGGGGAUGGAAAGAGAAUUUAUAUCAUGGUGGUUGGAACAAUAGCUGUUGUUAUAGUUCUUGUUCUUUUGGUCUUGGGCAUCAUGAGGAGGAAGGGCUGGCUAGGAGGCAAUAACUCUGUGCACAAAGAUCUUAGAGGUUUAGAUCUUCAGAUGAGAUUAUUUACAUUAAGACAAAUCAAAGCAGCAACUGAAAACUUCAAUGCAGCCAACAAAAUUGGGGAAGGGUUUGGCUCUGUUUACAAGGGUCUGCUGUCAGAUGGCACAGUAAUUGCAGUAAAACAUCUCUCCUCAAAAUCUACACAAGGAAUCCGUGAAUUUGUGAAUAAGUUAGGAAUGAUAUCUGGCCUUCAACAUCCCAAUCUUGUUAAGCUUUAUGGAUGUUGUGUGGAAGGAGACCAGUUAAUGCUGAUAUAUGAGUAUAUGGAAAACAAUUGUCUAUCUCGUGUUCUUUUUGGGAAGGAUCCUGCCUGCCAUGUGAUAUUGGACUGGCCAACCAGGAGGAAAAUUUGCCUUGGUAUAGCUAGAGCUUUGGCUUUUCUCCACGAAGAGUGUGUGAUUAAAAUCAUACACAGGGAUAUAAAAACAAGUAAUGUGUUGCUUGACAAGGAUUUGAAUGCUAAGAUUUCAGACUUUGGUUUUGCAAAACUCAAUGUAGAUGAAAAUAGCCACGUUAGCACUCGCGUUGCAGGAACCAUUGGUUAUAUGGCUCUUGAGUAUGCAAUGCGUGGUUAUUUAACUGAUAAAGCUGACAUUUAUAGUUUUGGGGUGGUUGCAUUGGAAAUUGUCAGUGGAAAAAGUAAUACAAAUUUCAUACCCAGUGAAGAAUUCGUUUUCCUCCUUGAUUGGGCCAAUGUUUUGCAAGAGAAAGGAAGGCUGCAAGAGCUGGUCGAUCCAGAUUUGGGUUCAGAAUACUCAACUGAGGAGGCCAUGGUGAUGCUAAAUGUGGCACUCCUAUGUACCAAUGCAUCUCCUACACUUAGGCCAACAAUGUCCCAAGUUCUGAGCAUGCUUGAAGGCAGAAGUAACAUGCAGGAUCUACUUUCUGAUCCAGGACAUCAAGCAGCUAAUUUCAAUUAUGAGGCCUUAAGAAGUCAUUUCUGCGACAAUUCAAGCCUCCGAGAAAGCAUGUCAAUUCAUGGUCUAUGUCCAGUUUCCUCUUGUUCAGGCGCUGAAGCAGAAGAGAGUCACCUUCUUGUAAAUGUUAGCUCAGACACUAUUGACUAGAGCAGACCAGUGAAGAAAAACUCAUAAUGUCACGUUUAUAGUAAAGUUUAGAAUUGCUAAUGAUAGGUUCAUGUUGAUUCAGUUUUGGUCAAUAACCAAAAUGAACCUACGUGAUAACCUAGAAUUUCAUUAUGGUAUGUUUUGGACAGCUG
Prosopis cineraria is the source of this 3225-nucleotide messenger RNA. Its product is annotated as probable LRR receptor-like serine/threonine-protein kinase At1g07650. Gene Ontology annotation, biological process: protein phosphorylation. Lineage: Eukaryota; Viridiplantae; Streptophyta; Magnoliopsida; Fabales; Fabaceae. Gene Ontology annotation, molecular function: ATP binding; protein kinase activity; protein binding. The record is from RefSeq and is a predicted model, not a curated record.